Messenger RNA from Epithele typhae, 912 nucleotides. RefSeq names its product Sec20-domain-containing protein. Lineage: Eukaryota; Fungi; Basidiomycota; Agaricomycetes; Polyporales; Epitheliaceae. Gene Ontology annotation, cellular component: endoplasmic reticulum; SNARE complex. The coding region runs from base 1 to 912 and encodes 303 amino acids. Gene Ontology annotation, molecular function: SNAP receptor activity. The transcript has 6 exons. The record is from RefSeq and is a predicted model, not a curated record. Gene Ontology annotation, biological process: retrograde vesicle-mediated transport, Golgi to endoplasmic reticulum.
AUGCACGGGCCGCUCACCCUACAGCAGCAGUAUGCGGCUGAGAUCCGCGAGGACCUCGAUGUAUUUGCACGCCAGCUAGAGACUCUGGAUGUUGCAGUCGAGGACCAGCGGACGGAACGAGCAAGGAGGGAGCUGAGACACAGAGUCGAAGAGCUGCAGUCUUCUCUAGCAAGAAUGAGGAGAGACAUGCGUUCCGCGGUGCUCGAAUCCAAGCGAGUCAUUGACUCUCAGCAAGUCUCCCGUCGAGAAGAGCUGUUGCGGUCGUCUGUGGUUCAAGAGAAGCAGUCUCUUGGGGAAAAAGUAGCCGAGGACGCCCUCAUGAAAGUUACAAACGAUGUCACCGAGGCCCUCCAGCGGACACUCGGGCUUAUGCAGGGCGAGCUCGAACGUUCCGUACUCUCCACCCAACUCCUCGAAUCGUCCACCGCGUCACUAAAGUCGGCGUCGUCGACGCAUGACACGCUCUCGAUGCUCAUGUCGACCUCGAAGUACCUAAUUACCGCGCUUGAGCGGGCGGACACGCUCGACCGUCUCCUCGUGCUCGCUGGUCUCGCCUUCUUCGUCCUCGUCGUCCUCUUCAUCCUCAAGCAACGCGUCGUCGACCGUGGGCUCCGCAUCGCCCUCUGGUGGACGCGUUUUAUCCCCGACUUCAGCGGCGACGAGGCGCUGCUCGCGAUGGAGAAAGGCGAGGUCGUAGACGCGGUUGUGGAGACAGCCAGCAGUGUUGUUGAGACAGUCUCGACCAUCGUCGCCACUGCAUCUUCCGUUGCAGUUUCAAUGGCGACCUCGGUGACAUCCCUGGGGAAAAGCAGCACGACGGAAGAUGUGCACGACGAGGUUCCGACCACCCUAUCUGAAGUCCUAGAGUCGGACCCCACAGUGCCAAUUACCAUGUCGCGCGACGAGUUGUAG